AUGCGAGAUUUUAAAUCUGCAACCGACACGGCGCCUUUAGAGAAUCUUCAUCUCAGAAGAGAAUUUUGCAUUAAUUCUGUGCUACCAUGGUAUUCUUGUAAGAAAAGCGAGUUUCCUAAGAGAAAGCCACGAAAAUUCACUGCUCCGAAGCAGCUGAACAAUUCGGUUCAGAUAAACAAAAGUGUUGGGAAUACGAAAGCUAUUCCAAGUAAGCCCAAGUCUUGGUCUGCUGUUGUGAAAAAGCAUGUUCGAGUGCCUUUUACACAUGGUGGUCCGACCACUGUAGCUACCCCCAGCACAUCAACGGCACCAAUGGAGAAGAAGAAUGCAAAUGCAGCAUUUGCUCAACUAAUUGAUACUUUUCAGCCCGACUUUCAACCAAAAAGUGUUAUUCAGCCUCGUGGGUUUAUAAACACAGGUAACAUUUGUUUUAUGAACUCAAUUUUGCAGGCUUUACUCUUUUGCGUACCUUUCUACAAUUUACUCAAGCUUAUCAACAAAAGCGUUCCCUAUAACUUUGAAAAAUCCACACCCUUAAUUGAAUCUACAACUUUGUUUUCAAAUGAUUUCAAGCAAAAAUGGGACAAGGAUGAGGAACAAGGUGAUUCUAUUUUGCCAGAGGUUGUGUACUCUUCCACCAAAGGAAAUCCCCGCUUUGAUAUUCUUCAAAGCGGAGAACAAGAGGAUGCUGAAGAAUUUCUAAAUCUGUUUUUAAAUGAGCUUCAUGAAGAAUUUUUGAACGAGUACAAGAUCUAUCAUCAGAAGAAAGGACACAAGACUGAUGGAGAAACUGUCAAGGUUAUGAAUGGCAUAACCGAUUCUCUUGAAAGUAAUGAUGAUAAUAGUGGAUGGACAGAGGUUGGGAAAAACAAGAAGCCUGUUAUCGCAAGAUCGGCAACGGUAGAGCGUUCCCCUAUAAGUCAGAUUUUUGGUGGUCAGUUGCGCUCUACAUUGCGUGUUCCCAACCAAAGAGAUUCAGUAACAUUAGAACCGUUUCAACCUUUGCAACUUGACAUCCAAGCUGAUGACAUACUCUCUGUUACCGACGCUUUGGAUAAGAUGACGGAGCCCGAAGUCCUGCCUGAAUGGCCCUCCUCUAAGGGAACUGUCACUGCUACAAAGCAAAUGUACAUAGAAUCCUUACCUCCUGUGCUAAUUUUGCACCUGAAACGCUUUUUCUAUGAUAUGGCUGGAGGUACACAGAAAAAUUAUAAGCCCGUUGCUUACCUGGCGGAUUUGACCAUUCCUCAAAGUGUUUUUAGUCCUUCUAUCCGCGGAACUGUUCCCACUGAGUACAGUUUGAAUGCUGUUGUGUACCAUCAUGGUAUUUCUGCUUCCGGUGGUCAUUAUACUGUGGACGUUAAACAGCAUGACGGAAGUGGUUGGAUUCGUAUUGACGAUACCCAUAUUCAUAAAAUUCAAGUUUCUGAUGUUGAGAUUCCCAAGGCUGCUGUCGAGACCGGCAGCUAUGGCGGUUCAAAUGAUAAAGUGGCAUACUUAUUAUUCUAUACGCGAAAAAAUUAG
Messenger RNA from Schizosaccharomyces osmophilus, 1524 nucleotides. It is a transcript of the gene ubp3, whose product is annotated as ubiquitin C-terminal hydrolase Ubp3. Gene Ontology annotation, molecular function: cysteine-type endopeptidase activity; cysteine-type deubiquitinase activity. NCBI's taxonomy places the organism in Eukaryota, Fungi, Ascomycota, Schizosaccharomycetes, Schizosaccharomycetales, Schizosaccharomycetaceae. The coding region runs from base 1 to 1524 and encodes 507 amino acids. Gene Ontology annotation, biological process: protein deubiquitination. The transcript has 2 exons. The record is from RefSeq and is a predicted model, not a curated record. Gene Ontology annotation, cellular component: nucleus; cytosol.